AUGCAACUCAAAGCUCUCUCUUUAGCCACACUCGGUUUUCUUUUACUUAGCAGUGGAAGCUUCGUUCAAGCAGCAGACACUGUAAAUGACAUUGCUGUCGUUCACGGCGGCGCUUCUCAGCUCUCUGAUUCCUAUCUCGCCGCUUUCGAUGCGGAUGAUGCCGAAGAUGCCGAUUUUGAAUUAUCUGAAGAAUUUGAUGAAGAAUCUCACAUUUUAACAAAGCGUGCUUCUGAUUGCUCCAAGUACCACACUGUCUCUGGCAGUGAUAGCUGUGUCAAGCUCGCCAAAACAUACGGUGUUACUUUAAACAAUAUUUAUGAUUGGAACCCUCAAAUCAAGAGUGGAUGCCCUAACCUCAACAAUGGCAAGAAAUACUGUGUACAAAAGUCCGGCUCUUCUUCUUCUGGUUCUUCAUCUGAAAGCACCUCUGGAUGUUCCAAGACUCACAAAGCUACCAACUCUGAUACCUGCGCCAAGUUGGCCAAGUCCAAUGGUAUUAGCUUGAGCACCUUUUACAAGUUGAACCCUCAAGUUCACUCCAACUGUGAUAACCUCAACACUGGCAAGGCCUACUGUGUUAAGGGCGGCUCUGCUUCUUCCAAGAUCUCCAACUUGGCUGCCAAGAAGUCUACUACCAAGAAGAAGGCUACCAAGAAGACCACCAAAAAGUCCUCUUCAAAGUCUUCCUCCAAGAAGGAAACCCGUAAGAAGUUACAAUCCAAGUCUGCCUUCACUUACUACUGGAUUGCUCAACCCGGAGAUUAUUCUGGUGGCAAGAGCGUCAGUGUCAAGACCUGUAGUGGUAAGACCAUUGGUUCUGUUGGUGAAAACUACGCCGAUGCUCUUGUCAUGGAAGGUACGGGUGUUGUUGGUUCCAAGAUUGUCAAUCUCGGCGGUUGUAGCUGUUCUGGCUACAAGUGCUUCGAACUGGUUGACAAGGAAUCUGACCCUUAUGGUUUGACUUCUUUCGGUACUCCUCUUCGUCCUUAUGUUACUAUUGCUUCCAAUGAUAUCAAGAAGAACACCAAGAUUUACGUCCCUGCUCUCGUUGGCUGGAAGAUUCCUGGCUCCAGCAAGACUCACAAUGGUUGUUUGUUGGUCGAUGAUCAAUCUUGGAGUUUCAAUGGCAAGCACAUUGAUUUCUACGUUUAUGCUAUGGAUAACUACGAAAAGCUGGACAAGGCCCACAAGAUCAACAAUGUUGAUAUCUACCAAGGCGGUUCUUGUAAGCUUCUCAACUACAUGUAA
Messenger RNA from Mucor velutinosus, 1248 nucleotides. It is a transcript of the gene ctf18, whose product is annotated as Chromosome transmission fidelity protein 18. The record is from RefSeq and is a predicted model, not a curated record. The transcript has 2 exons. The coding region runs from base 1 to 1248 and encodes 415 amino acids. Lineage: Eukaryota; Fungi; Mucoromycota; Mucoromycetes; Mucorales; Mucoraceae.